AGCACAACCACUUUGAGAAUCAUCACCCAACCCUGAACAUCACGCAUUCAAGUCUCCCCAGAAGAGAUCUAUCAGUCACCCAACCUUACCACCGGAACAACUUUCGAUAUUGACAACACCCCUGCUGUCACCACAACCACUACCGUCCCACGCCAGACACACAGCGGAUCCUCCUUUCGAACAACGAACAAGCCCUCCUACUCUCUCUCUUUCUCUCUCUCGUCUCAGCAAGGUCAUCUCUCUACUUGAUACCUUACACAGCGUCCGAAGAGAGUUACACACACACACACACACACACACGAAAAACGCCCCAAACUGCCAAUCAGAUGGACAGUUUCAGUUUGGCAGACUUGCAAGCUGUCGGCCAACAAUCUAUGUUGUUCGGCACGUACCCUCAGCAGCCCUCCUCCUCCUCAACCUCCACUCUCAAGCGACAACAGACAUAUCCCACAAACUUCUCUGUGCCCGUCUAUAACUCGAUAGAAGACUGGAGUGCCGCAGAGCUGACUACCGACUCGGCACCUUCGCCAGGAUCCGGAUCUCCCAUCUCUCCCAUCUUCAACGGCUUUUCCUUCUCCAACUCGGGUGCUGGUGAGGACUGGGCUGCCUGGGACAAGGCUGAACAGUCUCCAGAGUCCGACCUCUUCCUCAAGACCGAGCUCCUCGACAGCCCGGACCUCUCAUCCAUACCUAUCGUGAGCCCUGUCCUGGAUUCCAUGGACGUUGGGAACACUGGACUUGACGACGUCGUGUUUGGUCGCGAGGGAGUCAACGAUACAAGGCCUCUGUUUCAGACACCACAGUUCAACAACCUCAACAUGCCUCAACAACAACAACGACAACAACAACAACAGCCUCAGUCGUCGUCUUCCAUGAAUAACUCUGGCCUGCCCUCCCCACAGGAGCUCUCUUCAGCCAAAGACAGACGAUAUCCAGCCCGCAACGGCCUCAAGAGGAAGUCAUCAGACGCCUGCUCCUCCUCCGCCUCGCCGUCCUCACCACGCUCAUCAUGCUCCCCACCCCCACCCCAACGCCGCCAUACCUCGGCCUCAUCCUCAAAGGAAGGCUCAAGCACCAGGCCCACCCUGGGGCCCAAGAAGACCGCCCACAACAUGAUCGAGAAGCGGUACCGGACCAACCUCAACGACAAGAUCGCUGCCCUGCGUGACUCAGUCCCGGCCCUGCGCGUCAUGGUCCACCGCCUCGAGCACGCCGACAAUACCAACGACGGCACCGAUGUCAUGGACGAGAUCAAGGCCGAGGCUGGCCUCGACGGCGACGAGGACCUCGGCGGGGUCACGCCUGCGCACAAGCUCAAUAAGGCCACCAUCCUGAGCAAGGCCACCGAGUACAUUGCACAUCUGGAGAGGAAGAACAGGGGCCUGGCAAAGGAGAACGCCGCUCUGAGGAAUCGUGUGGAGGGGUUUGAGAUGUUGGUAAUGAGUCGGAGCGGACAACGGUCCGUCUGGAAUUGAAAGGGGUCGGAACGAGACCUUUUGAUACCUUUUUCCUUGUAAAUAUUUUCUCUUCUCUACUGCAUUUAUCAUUUGUCACGAUGAUGGGCGUUGAGGAUCUCGGAACUCUUGAGGAGUAGGGCGAGAGCACAGAGCUCCUAAGUCAUGGCGUUUUCUUAUGUUUCAAAAAAAAAAGGGGGGGGGGGGGCAGAAAGAGAAUGGGAAGGGGGAAAAAUGGACGAUGAACUGGCAGUCUAGUCACAUGGACCGAUAUGGUAAAAGACAUUGAGUCUUUCAAAUGCACACCACUAUUACCUCUCUGAC
Cryphonectria parasitica EP155 is the source of this 1778-nucleotide messenger RNA. RefSeq lists its product as uncharacterized. The coding region runs from base 327 to 1475 and encodes 382 amino acids. Lineage: Eukaryota; Fungi; Ascomycota; Sordariomycetes; Diaporthales; Cryphonectriaceae. Gene Ontology annotation, molecular function: protein dimerization activity. The record is from RefSeq and is a predicted model, not a curated record. The transcript has 2 exons.